Messenger RNA from Spodoptera frugiperda (fall armyworm), 527 nucleotides. Its product is annotated as migration and invasion enhancer 1. NCBI's taxonomy places the organism in Eukaryota, Metazoa, Arthropoda, Insecta, Lepidoptera, Noctuidae. Bases 126 to 443 code for a protein of 105 amino acids. The record is from RefSeq and is a predicted model, not a curated record. The transcript has 3 exons.
AAAAUCAGCUGUUCUAAGUUUACAAACACCACAUUUGGUAAAGUCUAAAGUAGAAUAUCUUUUAAAUUAUGUAAAUUAAACUGACUAUGUAAAGAAGGAGGAUAUUAUCAAAUUAACUGAACAGAAUGGCCAGCAAUGAACCUGCAAAAGAGAAUCAUACCAGAGUAAAAGUGGAAUACUGUGGAGUGUGUGAUUAUGGCGGUCAUUGCUUAGCUCUUGGACAAAUAAUCAGAAAAAUGACCCCUAAUGCCACAAUACACUGUAAGCGUGGAAGACAAGGUGCCUUCGAGGUUGAAGUAAAUGACAAAUUAAUAUAUUCAAAGCUUCAAACAAUGGCAUUACCAGACUUUGACGAGGUAGCAGAGGUUGUAAACAAUGUUUCAUUAGGGGAAGAGCCUCGGCUCAUAAAAGGACAACAACCAAUAAACUGUGCAAUAUCAUAAAAUAUAUUCAACUCGUAAACAACUGUAAUAUAAACUAGUCUUAUAUAUUAUAUUAUAUUAAAAUAUAAAAUGAGAAAAUAACAA